This is a messenger RNA of Eupeodes corollae, 5097 nucleotides long. Its product is annotated as anoctamin-1. NCBI's taxonomy places the organism in Eukaryota, Metazoa, Arthropoda, Insecta, Diptera, Syrphidae. Gene Ontology annotation, molecular function: protein dimerization activity; chloride channel activity. The transcript has 16 exons. The record is from RefSeq and is a predicted model, not a curated record. Bases 1438 to 4431 code for a protein of 997 amino acids. Gene Ontology annotation, biological process: chloride transmembrane transport. Gene Ontology annotation, cellular component: plasma membrane.
CAUAAAUAAAUUAAUCAACAAAAAGUGAAAAGCUUCUAGUCUCAGUUAAAAAAACGUCGACGUCCAACUUUCAUCCAUACUUUAGUUUGUAUUUUUAUAUAUUUAAAUAAAUAUAAACCUUAAAAGUAGAAAUUCCAUACAAAUCUGUAUCUUACUGUGUGACGAAUAAUGUAUUAUUAAUAAAAUAUUCACCCGUAAUUAGUUAAAAACAUUUGUUUGGUGUGAAAUAUAUGUGUUUAUUGCUUCUUUGCCAAAUCAGCUGCAGUACUCAGCAUCUCAGCCGUGUGACUAAAUUCUAACUAAACACAUCUUAGCGGGUGAAGCAACUAAACUUGAUGACUACAACUAGGUAGAGUUGUUGUUAAAUAAUAAAAAAAAAGAAAACACUUCAUGCUAAAAAAAGAAAAGAUUCCCUCCGUGCGUCCCUCGUCGUCUUCUUGAAUGCGUCACACUUGAGUUCCAUUCGCAGAAGCAAAAGCUACUAACAGCAGGUUGUUUGGCCAAAUAAAAAUGGAAAACUAAACUUAACGGAGAGGUCACCGGCAGCGGUGCGGCCGGCGACGAGCGUACGGCGGCGAUAACAACGACCAAAACCGACUGCUCCCCAUAAGCAAACGUCGGUCUGUCGGUAUCUGUAGUGUGUAGGUACGUGAGUCGUUUUGUACAGCUGUCCCCACUUGUAUCAUUCGUCCCCGUCACCUCAAUGAAAAUGCUAAUAGGAAUUAAGCUACAAAAACAAAGCAACUACUACUGCCGUCCUCCAUGCGAAAGCGAAUUCAAAUCUAAUUCAUCGGUGAGAUAGAAACGCAAACGAUCGACGACCAAAUAUAAUACCAGACCCCCUCGAGAGAACCGUCAAACUAUCUAAAAGCUAAAUAAGACAACCCAACUCGUGGAAUUAAACUUGCGUUUAAUCAGUUUCAGUCUCAGUCCAAAGAGUGCCAAAUGUUGAUUGUAGAUGGUCGGUCGGUCAUAGUCAUUCUAUGUUGUGGUGGUGGCGGUGCGCGAUUUCAGAACUCAGCAUCGAAAUAGUAAAUACCAGAGAGACAGACCCAACAGACAGACAGAAAGAAAGAGAACGAGCAGCAAGUGUGUUCUAACUUUUCGACUUUCGAGGCAAUAAAUCUCAUUCCGGUUUCGGUUUCGGUUCGUGGGUCGGUUUGGUUUGAACAAGAAGUACAGCAAAACAAAAAAAAGAAGAAUAAACUUCAAUCUUUCCUGUAAGACUCGUUUGACCUGUUGUUCGUUGCCGGCUAAAGAAUAUCGUACUCCAUGCCAUUGCCAAAUAGAAUAUAGUUAGUAAGUCGCGUGUUAAAAUUUGCUGCUUUUGAAAAGGAAGUGAAAAGAAAGUUGACCGGUUGACCUGCGCCAGAAUAACAGCAAAACAGCAACAACAUCGUCGCAAACGGUUUUGCUGAAGCUUUACGCAUUGCGAAAAUGUAUUCUCCUGUGAGCACACACGAAAGCUAUCCCGACUAUCCUGAGUCAGAAAUGGACGAUCGUGAUAGUCUAUAUUUUGAUACAAUAUCUUUGGCUGGAUCCGAAGCGGCUAACAAUCGACGUUCACUUUCACAGUCCCGCAUGACCAUCUACCAUUCAGCUGUAGAUUUAGCAUACGAUGGCACCCCCAAACGUAACAGUCGUGGUUUGGAUAAGAACGGAAUAGGUAACUAUCGCCAUUCAGCGGCGGCUGCUCUGACCAAUAAUGGACAUGACGAUGGACAUUACUCGGAUCAAAACAACAUAGCUGCCAACAACAACGGACUAAACGAUGAGGUCUCUAGCCGACUUAUCCCUAGUAGUUCUUGUAAUAAAGAUAAGAAAUUGCCAAUUACGUACUCCCAGUGGAAGUUUAGGACAAGAAGACGAUUUCAGGAUGGUGAACGGAGUGUUGACUUUGUACUGGCUUACAAUGGCGACGACACAAGCACAGAUAAUGAAAUCAAAAGAAAUAUAUUCGAAGCUAAUUUGGAAAAUGAAGGCCUCCAAUUGGAAAGGGACAAAACGCAAAGGGUAUAUUUUGUUAAAAUCCAUGCACCCUUAGAAGUUUUAUGUCGUAAUAGUGAAAUACUUAAAAUAAAACUGCCAAUGAAAUGGCUAAAAGGGCAAUCGGAACUGACUGAUAAAAGUUUUCAACUCUUAGAUGCCAUAAAAAACCUCUUUGGUUGGUGCUGUUCCUCUGUAGAAUUGGAUACAUCUAAGUUUCCACCACGAGAAUAUAGAAUAUAUUGCGAAUUUUCUAGAAGUUAUCGUCUUCUAUUUGACUGCGAAAAACCAAACUUUUUCGAUGCAACUGUUAGAAGCUCCAUAAUAAAUUUCAUCCUAGAAAGACAACAUUUUGUUCAAGGUGAAGAAAGUCCGGAUAAUUUAGGCAUUGAAAAACUUAUUUCGGAUGGAGUUUACGAAGCUGCAUAUCCGUUGCAUGAUGACAAUGAUAAAGAGCUACUUUUAAAUGAAUGGGCAACUAUUCGAAAAUGGGCAGACCACCAGCCUUUGGAAAAUGUGAGAGAAUAUUUCGGACCGAAGGUUGCCUUAUACUUUGCUUGGCUGGGAUUUUACACGCACAUGCUUAUACCAGUUAGCAUAAUUGGUGUUAUUUGUUUUGUUUAUGGCCUUGUCACAUGGGGCUCAGAUACCAUUAGCGCCGAAAUAUGUUCUGCUGACAAAACCACUUUGAUGUGCCCACAGUGUGAUAAACGAUGUGAUUACUGGAAACUACAGGAUACUUGUAAUUCGUCGAAAAUUAAUUAUUUGAUAGAUAACAACUUGACUGUGGUGUUUGCGUUUGUUAUGUCAGUUUGGGCCGUUAUAUAUCUUGAACUAUGGAAACGUUAUUCUGCACGUCUUAUACACAAGUGGGGUCUAGUAGGAUUUAGUCAAGAAAUUGAGCACCCACGACCGCAAUAUCUCUCAAAAAUUCGAAGAGCCCGUUUGAAAAAACUAAAAAUUAUCAAUAAUGUUUUUGAACCAGAUGUGCCUUUUUGGAGAAUAAAAUUUCUUUCAGAUCUCACCAGCUAUUCAAUUAUGCUUCUUUUUAUAAGCAUUUCUGUAAUAGCAAUUUUCUCAUUAAUCGUCUAUCGAAUGGCUCGACGUGCCUCGCACAGUAUUUUAGGAAAUGAAGAUACAGCCACAUAUAAAAUACUGGUUAUGCCAUUAACUGCUGGUGUCAUCGAUUUAGCUGUUAUUUCAUUACUUGACUAUGCAUAUUCGCAUCUUGCGGUAUAUUUAACAAAUCUAGAAUAUCGUCGCACACAAACGGAAUACGAUGAAAGUCUGACAAUCAAAAAUUAUGUAUUCCAAUUUGUCAACUACUACACCUCGCUUUUCUAUAUUGCCUUUUUAAAGGGCAAAUUUGUUGGCUAUCCAGCAAAAUAUAAUCGAAUAUUUGGAUUUAGACAAGAAGAAUGUGCUCCAGGAGGAUGUCUCAUGGAACUCUGUGUACAAUUGGUCAUUAUAAUGGUUGGAAAACAGGCAGUGAAUGCAAUUAUUGAAAUCUCAAUUCCUUAUGCGAUGAAUGCUUAUAAAAAACUUCAAACUAAUUUCGGUAUAAAACGUAAACGAAGCGAAGAAAAACUAAUUCCAUGUAAUCAAUGGACUGAGGAUUAUAAUCUUAUACCAUGGACACAUAGUUCGUUGUAUUUUGAGUACUUGGAAAUGGUCCUUCAAUUUGGAUUCAUAACACUGUUUGGUCUGGCUUUCCCACUUGCCCCACUUCUAGCCCUUAUUAACAAUGUGAUAGAAAUGCGUUUGGAUGCAUUCAAAAUGUUAAAGUUCUUUAAAAGACCAGUUGCCCAGAGAGUUCGAAACAUCGGUGUUUGGUAUAACAUAAUGGCAAUCAUAAGCAAAAUUGCUGUAGCAUCAAGUGCUAUGAUAAUAGCAUUUUCUACAAAUUUAAUACCUAAACUAGUCUAUGUAACUACAACCCACGACCAAUCAUUAAAAGGAUAUUUGAAUUUCACUUUGGCUCACUUCAAUACUGAAGAUUUUCAGGUACAACCUAUAACUAGUCUUUAUGAAAAUGUUACCACCUGUCGGUAUACUGAAUUUAGAAAUCCUCCAUGGGAUGAUGCACCCUAUAAGCGACCAUUGAUUUAUUGGAAAAUAUUGACAGCAAGGUUGGCGUUUAUUGUUAUCUUUCAGAACAUUGUCGGUAUGAUUCAAGCAAUAGUGGCUUGGUCGAUUCCGGAUGUACCAGGAAAACUUCUUAAACAAAUCAAACGAGAAGACUUCCUUUUGCGUGAAAACAUAAUCGAAUAUGAGAAAAAAGCUGCCGCUGAAUUGGCAUCCCAAGCCCGAAACCAACAGCCUGCAGAUAGCAAUGCCACGUCGUUAUCAGAUCACCCUAAAAUUUCCCUAGAAAACGAUGUACUAAGGCGGCGCUACAAUACUGUAAACGAUGAAAACAAUGAAGAACAAACAUCAUCGGUCUAGUUUUUAGUUUACACUGUAGUAAGUUAUAUAAUUGCAUUUAUCUGCUUCGAAUUCCUCGUACGAAAAAAAGAAAAAGCUAGUUUCUUUCAAUUGUAAUUAAAAUAAGAAAAAUUUAAUUUAAGUAGGUACAUAAAUAAAUACGAAAAAAUUAAGAAUAUUAUAUGUAAAUGUGCUCAACAAAGCUUUAUACGUAGAAAAUGAGUAAUUGUACAAUUUCAAAAAAUGGAUUAAGCUUUAAAGAAAAGUCGUUAAUAUUAUGUAUUGAAAUUAGUAACAACAAUAUUUAAUACACAUUUAAUACUCAAGAACUGCCUUUAUUUACAGAUUUUUUCUACGAAAUAACAGUUUUCGUUUGAUCAAAUGUUGUGUAGAUUUUUUAAUGUUUUAAACAAUUUUUUGUAUAUGUAAUUUAUUUAUAAAACAAACAAAUAAUAGUUAUAUGACACAGUGACAUUAUUUGAAGUUAUACACAAUACACAACUUUGAGUUUAAUUGAAAGCUUAAAUCAGACCAGACCAGGCCAGACAUUCGUCCAUUUUUACAAUGAAAUGCAAUAUCGGUUGUUUAAACUAAAUCGUCAUCAUUUUUUUUUAUUAAAACACAAACAAAACCAUCACAAAUAAUAUAGAGCUUUUAUACAAUACAACAAUCAUAGUUAAAAAAGAA